UCCCAGCUAGCUACUGCACACGGCACACCCUUAAUUCCCUGCGAUUAUUGUUAGUCAAGCGAUCACGUCACUAGCUAUACUUGCCGCGAGCAAAAGCGAGAGAGAGAUCAAGCCCAAACAGGUAGCUAGCCAUGCAGGCCGGGAAGACGGCAAUGGAGGCGACCAAGGAGGCGGCGGCGAACGUGGGGGCCUCGGCGAACGCCGGCAUGCAGAAGACCCGCGCCGCCGUGCAAGGCCAGGUGGAGAAGGCCACGGCGCACAACGCGUCGGACAGGGCCGCGGCGGAGGCCAACCAGCGGGAGCGCGUGCGCGCCGCGGAGCUGGAGAAGCAGGACGCCAUGCGCGCCAACGCCGCCGCCAAGGAGCGCGCCACCGGCGCGGCCACGUACCAGCACCCGUCGCAGGGCGCGCCCGGGAUCGUCGACGCCUCCCGGCAGGGCUACGGCGCCGGCGGGGCUGCCCCGGCGGGUGGGCACGUCGAGGACGGCGUUGGCGAGACCCGCCCCGUCGCUAGGGCCACCGGCACGGCGCGGCCCAGCGCCGCGCACAACCCGCACGUCGGGAGCGACUUCCCGCAGGCGCGCGGCACCGGCGGACAGUACCAGUGAGCUGCCGCGACGCGCGCGUACCCGUGUGACGUGUCAUACCACCUUAGACUGCUACAGUGUAAAAUAUCCCCAUUCGCUCUCACUCAGGCGCGCCGCUGCAACAUGGUCGUCGCUGCCGUAUCUCCGACGGGUCGCUGCCAUUGCCAAUCACGUGGAUGGGACUGCCGUGGCGAGCCCGAGGAUGAGGCUGCAUUGGCGAAGGCUGAAGCAAUCGUGGUUUUAGCCGUCGCCGUCAUCGUGGCUGUUCAAGAGCCGCGCCAUUGGGUCCGCGUGCAGGAGGCCACAUCCAGAAGGCGAGCGUCCAGGAGGCGUGCCGUCCAGGAGCAAUUGCCGAUCACAAAAACUAAGCUAAUGUUGUUGUAGUCCCUUCACCACUGUUGUAUCUUAUCUAGAAGCAAUUAUCGCUGCUUUUUAUUUAGGAACUGGUUCAUCUAGGAGCAAUUGUCGCUGCUUUUUAUUUAGGAACUGGUUCAUAUGUGAGACAAGUGUUUUGUUAUUGUGUACGUGAAUCCUGCUUCACUAGGAUUUAGUAAUGGUAUAUGUAAGUGAUCUUACAGUUUGAUGAAUAAAUUUGGUUGAAAUUUG
This is a messenger RNA of Sorghum bicolor (sorghum), 1193 nucleotides long. RefSeq names its product 11 kDa late embryogenesis abundant protein. The record is from RefSeq and is a predicted model, not a curated record. Bases 132 to 608 code for a protein of 158 amino acids. Gene Ontology annotation, biological process: embryo development ending in seed dormancy. The transcript is spliced from 2 exons. NCBI's taxonomy places the organism in Eukaryota, Viridiplantae, Streptophyta, Magnoliopsida, Poales, Poaceae.